CGGUUCUAUGAACUACACGGGUCGGAUGAAAACAUGAAAACAAUCGAACCUUAACCUCUGGAGAUCGAGUCUCGUGAGGAUGUUCUUAUUACGUUAUUAACCAAUUAGACUAUCGUUUAAUCAAUCCGGAUCAAAAUGGAGAAUGAGAGGUGUGAAGUCAGAACCUGCCAAACUACGAAAGCCGAUUGCCAUGCCGAACUACGAUUGGUUAGAUUCCCUAAUGACGCAAGGCUCCCUGUUUGGAUUGAGAAAGUGAAGGGUAAAGGGUCGGCGUGGACUCCUCAAGAUCACUCAAGAAUUUGCACUCGCCACUUUGAGAUUCAUUACUUUCUGGCAAAUAAACGCUCAAACCGAUUGGUUAAAGUUGCUGUGCCUUCCCUUAGUCUUGGCAUAAAAGCUAUAUACCCAGUUCAUCAGUCUACAUCGGGAUCAUCUUUGGGACCAGCCUCACCCUUAACUCUCGGAUCCCAAUACAUGCCAUCUAGUAUACCGCCAGUGUCAGUGUCCACUGUGCAGCAAUUCAAGCCGCCACUCCCACUUGCUGAAACUAAUUCAACAAAAAAUUCUAGAUCAGCAGGAACUAAUAAAUUGAAGGGUAAAAAUGUUGCCAAAAAGAAAGGACAGAGAUUCAAGCCUGAACCAAAGAUCAAGGAUGUCUCAGCAUUUCUGAAUCAGAAUGUGGAAGAAGAUGAUUAUUUGAAUAAGAUUCUACUAAGAAAGAGUGUCAGUGGUCUGAUCAGUCAUGUCGAAGAACUUGUUAAAAAAACUGCCAAUACCUCCAAAGAAUUUGAACUAAAGUCACUAGGGUUUAUUCUCCUCAAAAUUCAGAAGAACCUUGGCCUCUCAGCAGAUGAAGCAUUGGUCAUCUUCCAGGAACAGGUACCUCAUAGUGUAUACAAAUCUUUGCAAUCCUUAGUUAAAGAGGAUAAAAAACAGUACAAAGCGUUAGUCCGAUCAUUUUCUCUAAGUCUGAAUUUUUAUUCGUUACCUGCCUAUAACUAUGUGAGAAGUGUGGUGCAUGAUGCUCUUCCACAUCCUCGCACUAUUCAGGCUUGGUAUACAACUAUAGAUAAAUAUAUGUACUAAGUUUGACUUAUUUUUCAUAUAAAUUUUGGUUUGAAAAAUCGUGGUUUGGAGUAAAAUAGGAAGUAUUUAAUUGACCAAUUUAACAUUGACUAGUGACUUAAUUUUGCACAUUUUUAUGCUGUGCACUAACUUUUUAAAAAAGUAUUCACAUGAAACAGAACAGGAUAGACAAUUUCCAGUAAUCUCUUAUCAUGUGAGAACAAUUUUGUACCGCUAAGUUAGGUUUUAAAAUAAGUUUGUCCCAACACACAAAGGCCAGAUGUGAUAUGUAAUGUCAGCAUUAUGAAUUUUACUGUUUUUAAAUACCAAUCUUGUGCUUUAAUUCUGUGAUGUAUUAAAUAUGCUCAAAAUUCA
This is a messenger RNA of Frankliniella occidentalis (western flower thrips), 1440 nucleotides long. RefSeq lists its product as uncharacterized. The transcript is spliced from 4 exons. The record is from RefSeq and is a predicted model, not a curated record. Lineage: Eukaryota; Metazoa; Arthropoda; Insecta; Thysanoptera; Thripidae. The coding region runs from base 136 to 1086 and encodes 316 amino acids.